AGCGAACUCCAGUUGGCAACGAUCACAUUGCCAGUAUAUCAGAGGAUGGCACGGUUACAUGUGACUUUAGGUACGUAUUUCGUCACACUGAACUGUGCCCGAAGGGAACAAGCGAGAUUCCGCCGUGUACUCCUGUGAAUUGUUCAGUGCAACCUUUGACGAACGGGAUCUCUCUCCCAAGUGGGGUGAUCCAAUAUCAAGACUCCGUGACCUUCACCUGCAACCGUGGCUACAAUCUGAUUGGCGCAAAGACCUCAAGCUGCACAGAUGAUGCAACUCUGACACCGCCAUCAUGUUCUGUUGUGACUUGUUCAGUACAAUCUUUGAAGAACGGGACCGCGCACCCAAGUAGGGAGAUCCAAUAUCAAGACUCUGUGACCUUCACCUGCAACGAUGGCUACAAAAUGACUGGCUCAAAUACGUCAAGCUGCACAGCUAAUGGCACUCUGGCCCAACCAUCAUGUUCUGCUGUGAUUUGUUUAGCGCAAACUUUGAAGAACGGGAACUCUAGCCGAAAUGGGGAGAUCCAAUAUCAAGACUCCGUGACCUUCACCUGCGACGAUGGCUACAAUCUGAUUGGAGCAGCAAUGUUAAUCUGCACAGAAAAUGGCACUCUGGCCCAACCAUUAUGUUCUGCAUCUCCAACAACCAUUCCAACAACCCUUCCAACAACCAGUCCAGCAACCAUCCCAACAACAGAUCCAAACACCACUUUAGCGACCACACCGACCACCACUCCAACAACCACUUCAACAACCACUCCAACAACCACUUCAACAACCCUUCCAAUAACCAGUCCAAUAACCAGUCCAACAACAGAUACAACCACCACUUCAGCGACCACAACAACCACCACUCCAACAUCCACUCCAACAACCUCUCCAACAACCACUCCAACAACCACUCCAUUCAACAGCACAACAGCAACCAGACUCAGAACUCCAGAAAACUCUCCUGGCAGCCCUGCCACGCAAGUGCAAGGUCCGGCUGAAUCACAUAAUGGUCCAAGUAAUAUCAAAAACAUUGAUGGGCACCCGGAAAUGGUCAGCGACAAUGCUGCCACUCCAACAGCUGCAACUGACACGCAGGGAGAUGGUUUGUCUUCUCAGAAAAAUGACUCCGGUGAUACUGGCUACAUCACUCCCAACGCUAGCACGCACGGAGAUAUCACUCCCAACGCUAGCGCGCACGGAGAUAUCACUCCCAACGCUAGCACGCACGGAGAUAUCACUCCCAACGCUAGCACGCACGGAGAUGGUUCGGAUGCAGCCACUACGAAGAACAAUACUGCAGACGGCGACAUUGUUCACGUCAUUGCUCUAAACUCCUCAAAUCCUCAAGUUGAAACUGAAGCAUCGGGCUACGAGAUUGCCGGCAGGAACAACUCUAAUGUCGUGCGCGGCUCUCCGACUACCUCCAAAUCAUCCACAGCAGUUCAAAAGGAAGUUGCUCAAAAUGUUGGAGAAGGUAAUAAUGGUGAUGAGGCGGAUGACAGGGGCAGUACCUUGAACCUCGCCCUUCUCUUCUCACCGCUGGUCUUAGCCGGAUGCAUGAUCCUGGCCUUUGCCGGCAUCAUGGCACGACGGAGGGGUAUGCAGAAACAGGAAUCUGUCAUGACGGCGUUCGAACCCAUCAAAAAGACAAUCCAAGAACCCUCAAGCUGGGACCGCGCGAACGAGAUGAAACUAGAGCAGAAGACAGAGGCUGCACCACUCUCCGAUCGGUCCAGCGUACGUAAGCCACACACAAAGGACGUUGCACACCUCGAAAUUGGAGAUUUCCCUGUCUACUUGCGGGAUGACGCAUCAUACAUUGAGCAGGACAUCGACGCACUGGCCAAUGAGCUCGGCGAGCCACAGCCAAAGCGAAUGGCAAUGUCCCCAUCCACCGUCGGCAGCUACAGCGUGCAGUCGUUCAAGGCAGAUGAAAUGCAGUUUUCCAACAGGGAGGACGCACGCUCUACACCCAGCAACACUGCUGCCGGCAUACACGUCAGUCGAUCACCUACUGCUGUUACCAAUGCCAACCAUGCCUUGCAACUCGAGCGACGAGCUGUCCCUGGGACAGGCCGCUUUGACCGACCGCAAACGAGCCAGCAGCGGGAAUCCGCUCAGACAGCCACCGUCACGAAGAUCGAGGCCGCGAAGUUCGGAGAGAUGAGCGCCCUGGCGCUCGCCGCCAUCAACGGCUGUGCCGCCGGAGGUGCCGCCCACAUGGCGAAGUUACCACGCCCCGGUUCCAAGAGGCACACCUCGCAGACGGCCCCGGUUAUGGAGCUGGAGCAGGGUGACAAGGAGUACGCGCCGCUCGCCGUCACCCAGUCCGCUGCCAGCCGUGGCCGGAGCACGGUCGCCAACUCGCACGUGGUCAGCAAGAGCCUGGCCUCGCAAACGGCCGCGGUCACGGAGCUUGGAGACAAGGAGUAUGAACCCCUCACGCCCCACAAGCUCGCGGCCACCACCUCGGCCAGCCAUGACAAGUCUCCUCAGCUCAGCAAAGCAACCCGACUCGAGGCCAGGAAGAGUUAAGCUGGCAAAAAACGACAACCGAAACGCGAACAUGGAACGUCGACCGAACAUUAUGCAGUGUAUGCUCUAUGUACAUGGACUAUGCUCUCUGAUAUAUUUGAAUAGAAUACUGGUAUGUGCAGAUUUGAAAUAGGAAUAUUUUUCAAAUGAGAACCUUAGUUUUCAAAGACAAAUUGCCACUUUUGUGCCCUUGGAUUUUGAGUGUAAUCCUUGAUCCUAGUAGGAGGCGAAAGUUUCAUCCAACCAUGAUAAUCCUAAUCUGAUUCGUUUCGUUUUUGAAGAUACAACACCAGUUUGUGUAUUUUGUAAUUUACCAACUGAUAAUACCCAAGGCCUGUUGAGGGAAUUCACCACCAUUAUUCGA
This is a messenger RNA of Sycon ciliatum, 2892 nucleotides long. RefSeq names its product mucin-5AC-like. The transcript has 6 exons. The coding region runs from base 405 to 2528 and encodes 707 amino acids. NCBI's taxonomy places the organism in Eukaryota, Metazoa, Porifera, Calcarea, Leucosolenida, Sycettidae. The record is from RefSeq and is a predicted model, not a curated record.